AUGCGUCUCUUUGCUCGGCCCCCGGCCGUGCAGCCCAUGAGGCGACGCCGGACCCAUGAGGAUGCUGUUGGCUCCCCGCGCUGCCUGAGCCGGGCUGAGCAGGCAGGAACGCGGCGGCAGCUUCUCGCCUUUCCCUCCAGUAUGGGGGCGCAAGAGGAGUGGGGUGAUAAGAAACAUGUCUGCAAAUGCUUCCAGCACAGCAUUAAUAGCCUUUUGCUGGUGUGCGGCACCUACAAGCAGAGCAGCACCUGUGCAGCUGUUGGUGACCCCUUCCUUGGCAGUGAGAGCUGCCUGGGGAAGGGGGUCUGCGCGGGAAGGAGUUUUGUCUUGCAGGCCAAGAAUAAGGAAACCGGUGCUUUAGCAGCUGCCAAAGUCAUUGAAACAAAGAGUGAAGAUGAACUUGAGGAUUACAUGGUGGAGAUUGAAAUACUGGCGACCUGCAAUCACCGGCACAUCGUCAAGCUGCUGGGAGCGUUUUAUUGGGAUGGCAAGCUCUGGAUCAUGAUUGAGUUCUGCCCAGGCGGGGCGGUGGAUGCCACCAUGCUAGAGCUGGACCGGGGCUUGACUGAACCUCAGAUUCAAGUGAUUUGCCGCCAGAUGUUGGAAGCCCUUCACUACCUCCACAGCAAAAAGAUCAUCCACCGUGACCUGAAGGCAGGCAAUGUGCUCCUCACCCAGGAUGGGGACAUCAAACUUGCUGACUUUGGAGUGUCUGCCAAGAACAUGAAAACCUUGCAGAAGCGAGACUCCUUCAUUGGGACCCCUUACUGGAUGGCCCCGGAGGUAGUGAUGUGCGAGACCAUGAAGGACACUCCGUAUGACUACAAGGCAGACAUCUGGUCCCUGGGAAUCACGCUGAUUGAAAUGGCUCAGAUUGAGCCACCCCAUCACGAGCUCAACCCCAUGAGAGUCCUGCUGAAGAUUGCCAAGUCUGACCCCCCAACGCUCAGCUGCCCUUCCAAAUGGUCCCUGGAGUUCAGAGACUUCCUGAAGACAGCGUUGGACAAGAACCCAGAGACCCGACCCAGUGCUGCCCAGCUUCUGGAGCAUCCCUUUGUCAGCAAAGUGACCAGCAACCGGGCCCUCCGCGAGCUGGUGGCUGAGGCCAAGGCUGAGGUGAUGGAAGAGAUUGAGGACAGUCGGGAUGAAGUAGAAGACGACGACUCAUCAGAAUCUGCCUCACCCCCUGGAAAACACAAGCGGGACCCCUCUGAGGCAAGUCAGCUGAGUUUUGAUGGGGAGAAGCCUCCAGACUCUUCCUUGGCCAAGGCAGUGAAUGGGCCUGUGAGGACUGGCAAGGAGACCACAGAUGGACAGAGUGAUAAAGUCUCAGAUGACAGGUUAAGCAGUGACAAUGACAAACUGGAGACCAACCACUCCACAAAAACCCUCGCUGGCUCUGCCACCUUGGCCAGCCAGGGCAAGCCAGACAUCAUCUCACAGCCUGGACAGCUGGGCAACUCAGCAGAGAGGGACAAGCAGCCGAGGCCAGGCAGCAAGGAGCGGAAGAGCAUUGGGGAGCGGCCAGAGAGCAGCCACCUGGAGAACUUCAUGGAGGAGAAGCUUGCCAAUGGGAGCUUGGAUCCCCCAGCUCCAUUCCCUGGCAGCCGGUCCAAAGGGGAUUCAGAUUCUGGCAGCACUUCAGCCUCCGAAAGCAUGGACCUCACUAUCUCCCUGUCUGCUGACCUGUCCCUCAACAGAGAGAGUGGGUCCAUCUCCCUGAAGGAUUCCCGGAUGCACAAGAAGACGCUGAAACGCACCCGCAAGUUUGUGGUGGAUGGAGUAGAGGUGAGCGUCACCACCUCAAAGAUCAUCAGCGAGGAUGAGAAGAAGGAUGAAGAGAUGAGAUUCCUCAGGCGUCAGGAGCUGCGGGAGCUGCGUCUCCUUCAGAAGGAGGAGCACCGAAACCAGGCCCAGCUCAACAGCAAACACCAGCUGCAGCUGGAGCAGAUGCUCAGGCGCUUCGAGCAAGAAAUGACGACAAAGAAGAAGUUCUAUGACACUGAACUGGAAAACCUCGAACGGCAGCAGAAGCAGCAGAUUGAGAAGAUGGAACAAGAUCAUUCGCUGCGCCGGCGGGAGGAGGCCAAGCGCAUUCGCCUGGAGCAGGAGCGGGACCAUGUCAAAUUCCUGGAGCAGCUGAAGCAAAUGAAGAAGGAGGUCAAGAACGAGGUUGAGAAGCUGCCACGGCAACAGCGGAAAGGGAACAUGAAGGUGAAGAUGGAUGACUUUGCCCAGAAAAAACAAACCAUGGAACAGGAGUUUUUGGCCAAGCAGAAGGAGGACCUGGAGCUAGCCAUGAAGAAUAUAACUGCCCAGAACAAAAAAGAGAUCUGCGACAAGGAACGCGAGUGCCUGAACAAAAAACAGCAGCUCAUGAGAGACCGGGAGGCAUGCAUCUGGGAUCUUGAAGAGCAUCAGCAACAGGAGAAACACCAGCUUGUCAAGCAGCAGCUAAAGGACCAGUAUUUCCUCCAGAGGCACGAGUUGCUCCGGAAGCAUGAGAAGGAAAGGGAGCAAAUGCAGCGAUACAACCAGCGCAUGUUAGAGCAGCUGAAAAUUCGGCAGCAGCAGGAGAAAGCCCGGCUCCCCAAAAUCCAGCGGAGCGAAGGGAAGACACGCAUGGCCAUGUACAAGAAGAGCCUCCACAUCCACUCCAGUGGGAGUGCAUCCGAGCAGCGGGAGAAGAUAAAACAGUUUGCUCAGCAGGAAGAGAAGAGGCAAAAAGCAGAGCGGCUGCACCAGCAGCAGAAGCAUGAGACACAGAUGAAGGACAUGCAGGCCCAGUGCGAGAGCAACACAAACGAGCUCCAGCAGCUGCAGAAUGAAAAGUGUCACCUCUUGAUUGAGCACGAAACCCAGAAGCUUAAGUCCCUGGAUGAGAACCACAACCAGCACAUGAAGGAGUGGCGAGAUAAGCUGAGGCCACGGAAGAAGGCCCUGGAGGAUGAGCUGAACCAGAAGAAGCGUGAGCAGGAGAUGUUCUUCAAGCUGAGCGAGGAGGCAGAUGGACAGAUGCCAGCAUCCCCAACCAAACACGCCAAGUUCGUCCCGUUCAGUUCUGCAGAGAGCUCAUAACGCCUCGCAGCUGGCAGGCCACCAGCUGGUACUUGCUGUGUCCUCCUGGGCUGCAGGUGGGCAACUUGGACCUGGAAGAUCCUCUCGGCAAGCCUCUUCUUGCAACAGCACCCUCCUGUCCCUUCACUCUGUCUGGGAUAAACAUGGCCUCUGUCCUGCACUGAGGGACACUGACUGGAAGUUUUGGGUGGCUUUUCCAGGUGCUGGGCUGCUCAGCACAGCUCCAGGCUGGGAAGCCGGGCAGGACCCUUUCUGUGAUGGUGCACUGUUAGCUGGAUGUGUUGCCUCUCACGUGAGCCUGGUGCUCACUGGGCUUGUCAGCUCAGACUGAAGCAGUAACUGCUCUGAACAAGAGAAAUAGGUGAUGGCUUUUGCCCUCUGCGCAGGAAUUUUCAGCCUCUCUUUCCAAUGUGACUGCUCCUCCUCCUGGUCCUCUCUAAGGACUAGUCUAGGGCAGAGCAGCUUUGGCAUUGUCCUUGUGGCCUCCCAAUACUUGCCUUAAAUGUAUUUCUAUCUACUGUGGUCCUUUUUUGCUCAAGGGAGAGACACUGAUGUGGAUUUUUUUUGUCUUUGAGGAGGGAGGGUUGGGUUUUUCUUUCCUCUUCGUCCCCCUAUGAACUGUGCAGAAAGGGGACGUACUUCCAAAGAUGCUUCUGCUUCUUCAUUUGCUGUGAUUGCUGUCACCACAGUCCCUCUGGCACUUAGCUAACACUGUCUUAACAGAGACUAUGGCAUAAUUAAGCUGUUCAGCUGGCUGCAGGCUUUUUUCUCUUAAAGAAGUGUAUGUGUGCUUGCAGAGGAGGAGGUUUGUAACAGUGCUUGGUCCUGAGGUGACACAGUGAGGUAUUGGUCAGUCACGUGCCUUCUGCUAAAGACAAGUGAAGGGCUGAAGGGUGUCAUUGCCAGAGCCCUCAUGAUCACACAUGUGCUUGAGUUUGUUGUUUGGGUUUUUUUUUUUUGAAGUGCUCUAUAUGUGUGGGUCGUGUGGGUCAGCCAGCCUGACCACUCUGCAGUCAGGAUUGUGGGGUGCAAAGAUUUAGAAGGAAUAAAGGAGUCUUGAAACAAGGGAUGCAAGGGAAGAGGAGAUGCAAAGACAGGUCACGGUAGCUUGUUACUCUCAGCAUUGCUUUCUCCACUGAUGUCCCAUCUCCUUAUGAUUUGCCACAGUUUCUUGGAUGUUUCUCCUGGCUUUCAGCUUGGAGUCACACUGCAGAGCAGCAGAGCAGUGGCACGUCCAGCCCUCUGUUCUUUCUGCUCCGUGGUGAUGCAUCUCGGUUGGGCAGCCUUCCUCCACCUGCCCAAGGCAGUGCUUGGCUGGGCUGCUUGGUAGGACCCAGAGCACAGACCUGGGUAGGGGGACAGAGACCUCACUGGACAGCACCUUCUUUACUCAACUGAAAGGUGUAAGGUAGCACUUAAGUUUUUUGACUCUGAUCUCUGGACAACAUUGUUUGCUUUAGGCCUGUGUCCCUAGCAAGAAAAAAUGUUUCUGCUU
Athene cunicularia (burrowing owl) is the source of this 4573-nucleotide messenger RNA. RefSeq names its product serine/threonine kinase 10 (gene STK10). NCBI's taxonomy places the organism in Eukaryota, Metazoa, Chordata, Aves, Strigiformes, Strigidae. Gene Ontology annotation, molecular function: protein serine/threonine kinase activity; ATP binding. The transcript has 20 exons. The coding region runs from base 1 to 3078 and encodes 1025 amino acids. Gene Ontology annotation, biological process: protein phosphorylation. The record is from RefSeq and is a predicted model, not a curated record.